AGUGUCCACAUGUGAACUGUGAUCGUUCACAAGCAGAAGAAUAAAAUACAUGUUUACAAGAAGAACAGCAACGAAAUGAGAAGCAGAUUCGUGCUAUAGCUUCUGAAAGACUCGGUGAGAAGAUGUUGAGCGACUCUGAGGCCGCGGAGCUUCCCUCCUUCCUGAGCCCCGGCACACGUCCUGAUGUCAAAGGUCACACCACAGAAUACAUCCUGGGACUGUCAGGGAACAGGGAUGGCUGCCGCUUCCUCCGAACUAAACCUGAUAUACUUGUUGCGCUCUUUGCAUUGACCUCUGACCCCUCGAUGACCAUCGUGAAGAACUGCUACCACAUCUUCAUCAACCUGUCAGCAGAUGAGAUUCUACACAAGGUUUUGGUGGAAGAUGUUAAAGUUGUCCCGGUGUUAUUAAAGAACUUUGUGGAUCCCGAGUGCUCUUUCUCUGAUCAGAGCUGCAAGAUCCUGUCCAACCUGACCCGCCACGUGAAGACCUGCAAGACUGUGUUCCCGGUCCUGCAGGAGGAAGUAGGUCUGACUAAACUGGUGGAGAUCUUCUGCACGGAAGGUUUCAACAAGAAGGCAAAUCUCCAUUACCUGGGUCCUCUGCUGUCCAACCUGACACAGCUGCCCGAGGCCAGGAACUACAUCCUGGACAAGGACAGGUGUGUGUUCCAGCGGUUGUUGCCCUACACUCAGUACCAGACAUCAGCUCUUAGAAGAGGAGGAGUCGUAGGAACUCUGCGCAACUGCUGCUUUGACCACGGAUGUCAUGUGUGGCUGCUGAGUGAGGCUGUGGACAUCCUGCCCUUCCUCCUGCUGCCGCUGGCCGGCCCAGAGGAGCUGUCAGAAGAAGACAAUGAAGGUUUACCGGUGGACCUGCAGUAUCUGCCAGAGGACAAGAAAAGAGAGGAAAGCGCUGGCAUCAGAAAGAUGCUGCUGGAAACACUCUUGCUGCUGACAGCAACCAAAGAUGGUCGACUGACACUAAGAGAGAAGAACGUUUAUCCGAUCAUGAGAGAGUAUCACAAGUGGGAGAAGGACGUGCACAUUGCAGCAACUAUUGAAAAAGUGAUCCAGGUGCUAAUUGGUGACGAGCCGGAGACGGGGAUGGAGAAUCUGAUGGAGCUGGAGAUUCCUGAGGAUGUGGAGAAGAAACUGAAGGAGGCCGAGGUCAAAGAACAGCAGGAGCUGGAGGAGGAGCAGAAGAGACAAGAGGAGAGGGAGAAAGAGGAAGAGGAGAACAAGAGGAGCAGUGAUGCAGCGACAGACAGAGAACAGGAGAGCGGACUGAUACCAUAAAAACUAUUUUUACAUUUGUCCGAUGAAGCGACUUCUUGUCCUUCAGAAUAAGAGCUCAGAUCAUUACAGCUUUAUUCAGACAUGAAAAGACAUUCACAGAAAGAAACACGAUGUGGUUUCUAUCAUCAGCUCCACAGGAGGAACACAGAGUCACAAGGUGACUGUAAGUAAUGUGUAAUACCUUCAUAUUGUUUAUGAUGCAAAAGGAAGAAUCGUGUUUUUUGUUCUGUUAGAAGCUGCAUCAGUGAUGAAUUUUAAAACCUAAUUUGCUAAAAGCCUUUAUCAACGACCAGGGAGACAAUUUUAUAAUAUCUGACAGUGAACUUGGGUUAAAUUGGGAAUGUACGGUUGUUGUACACAAAGAAAACUAAUAAUUUUGUAGCCUGAUCUGAGAGGAACUGGCUCAUUCAGUGUUUAUUAAAGUUAUUCUAUUUUCUCUGCC
Limanda limanda (common dab) is the source of this 1740-nucleotide messenger RNA. It is a transcript of the gene hgh1, whose product is annotated as HGH1 homolog (S. cerevisiae). Lineage: Eukaryota; Metazoa; Chordata; Actinopteri; Pleuronectiformes; Pleuronectidae. Bases 123 to 1298 code for a protein of 391 amino acids. The transcript has 10 exons. The record is from RefSeq and is a predicted model, not a curated record.